Messenger RNA from Venustampulla echinocandica, 1458 nucleotides. RefSeq lists its product as uncharacterized. Lineage: Eukaryota; Fungi; Ascomycota; Leotiomycetes; Helotiales; Pleuroascaceae. The coding region runs from base 1 to 1458 and encodes 485 amino acids. The record is from RefSeq and is a predicted model, not a curated record. The transcript has 2 exons.
AUGGCGGCCAAGUUCGAUACCGCAACCCCACCACCUCCUACUCUCCACACACCGACAACACCUCGCUUUGGCACCUUCGACGAUGAUUACCAGCCAUAUUCCCCUCGAAAAUCAAGUCGCGUAGCGCAGCGGUCUCGAUCUGCCCAAACACCGCCUCGCCAGGUCUCGAGCCACAACCUACGAGCAAGCCAUUCCACUCCACAGUCAUCCAACAGAUCAUCAUCCUCCACCAUGGCUGAUUCUUUGCCUACAUCCCCGCAAACAGCGUCGAAGAAGCGAGUUCCCCAAAGCUCACUCCAAGUUGGCGGCCGACGAGUCUCCGGAGCUCUCGACUACGAAGCUACCACUUCCGCAGCUAUGGCUCUUGGUUUACCUACCCCCCACAGAACUGACAAAAUGGACGCCCGCCGAUCUAUCACUGUUGACAGCAAUGGCAUGCUUCCUACUCCAGCAAAGACACCAAAGAAGGCACCUGGAGAGACGGAUCCAGCGGUUAAGGCUGUGGCCCGCAAUUUGUUCUCUGUCCACUCAGCUACUAUGGACGAGGUCAUGCCAUCCCCCAAAAAGAAAGGCCGCAAGAAGUUUUCCGGAUACACUAUGAAUAGCUUCGCGGCGGAAGAUGAGAAUGAACCGAUUUCAAUCUUCACAGAUUCUCAAGAUCGUGUCCCUGAGGUUGAUGUAGGCCCAGAUAACCCAUUCUACGGCGAGAGCUCCAAGGUUUCACCUGAGCCAGCCAAGCGCGCCAGUAAGCGCAGAAAGGUCGUUGUCCCUGGCGAGGGCGAGCAGGAUUUUGAGGAGGUUGAACGUCGUGAGGAUGGACUCAUUUAUGUUUUCCGGGGCAAGAAGGUCUUCCGCAAGUUUUCCGAGGUAGUCGGUAAUACGGGAUCUUUCACUGCUAUGGAUGCUGAUGAGGAGGAUGUUGAUACCGAAAUGGGUGGUGAUUAUGAUGCUCCUGCUUCAAAUCAAUUCAGUGGCCGUAUUACUCGAUCAUCCGUCAAGCCGCGCCUGCUUUUCCCCUCCGCCCAGCAACUCCAAUCCAAGGAGUUGAAAGCCAAAGCUGCUGCUGAAGAAGAAGAGGCCGACACUGACAUUGAGGAACCAUCCAGCAUCACCAGAAGCCCCUACACUCGUGGUAGCCGGAAUGUUACCACAACUCCAAUGGACCAGAUGGAAGAUGAGGUCGCCACUCCCAAGGCACCCAGGUUCGCACCUGUUUCUCCGCCUACUACAACUAGGACUACCCGAUCGAAAAACUUCGAUAUGAUGAGCUCUCCAGCAACACCUAGCAGUGGGGAUGAAUGUCCAUCAACACGAAUGCGGGGGAGUCGAAGCCGAGGUGGAAAAGUCAGUCCCUUUGAUAGCUGGCAAAGAGUCAAGGCUGACGAGCCAAAGGGUGCCAAUAAGAGAGAGGGUGAGCCUCUUGCUCGAGGCAGAGGCGGUAAGAGAAUCCGUAAUUAG